AUGGUGCGCAACCUCAUGAGAGAAAGGAAGUGCGUCCUCAUAGACCUCAGAGGCGAAGACCAGGCGUCUGGAUUGAUCGAGGGUGCCUUGCACGUGCCCGCGGUCGACAAGGUGCCGUUCUUGACGAAGGUACCCGACCUUGUCCGGCAGUUCGCCGACGAGCGGUUGGUUAUCUUUACCUGCCAGUACUCCGCGCACCGGGCUCCUCAGUGCGCGAACUGGUACAGGCAGCGCACAGGGAGGCAGCAGCAGGUGGGCAUCCUGUCCGGUGGCUUCCGAGGCUGGGAGGCCGCUGGCCUUCCGGUCCAGGGCGUUCCACCGCCGGGCCAGGCCUUGGCCGCCGACGACACGGCGUUGCAGUUAGGGGCGCAGUUCAUGCUCAGCGUCGAUGCUGCGCGGCGGCAGGCCGCGCAGCCGCAGGAGCAGAGAUCUGGCAGCGCGGGCACGCUGGUGCAGGCGCAGGCAGGGGCACUUCCGAGGCAUCUGCCAGCGACUUACGCAGCGCCCCUGUCGCAGCAGGCGCCGCCCGCGCAGACGUCCUCCGUGCGUGCACCUGCGGGAGCGCAGCCAGCGCCACCUACGCCGCCGACCUUGGCGCCGCCUCAGCAUGAGGAGCUGCCCAGACGAGAGCCGCAGCACCCCGUGCCUCAGGCGCUGCCGCAGCAGGCGCCCCAGGCGCAGCAGCAGCAGCAGGCGUCCCAGGCGUCGCAGCUGGCGGCGGCGACGGCGCAGCAGGUGGCGGCACCUGCACCCCGGGUGCAGGCGGCGAGGAAGCCUUACGUGCCCCCGCACCUCCCGAACACCGUCCCCACGAUCAAGGGCGUCGAGCACAUCGACCCCGAGACCGUCGGGGACUUGCUGGCGGCGAACCAGUGCCUUCUGGUGGACUUGCGGGGGGAAGACCGCAGCUCGGGCCUGAUCGAGGCCGGGUGCUCGCCCAUGGCCUUCGCCUCGGCGGCGCUCUCCACGUUGGCGAUCGCGUUGUUCUGCGUCAGCUGGGCGUCCGGGGCGACGUGGGGCUCGUCAGACGCCUGGGACUCCAAGGCGACCGAGGCUUCCGCCUGGGGUCGCAACGACUGGCGAUCUGGCGAGCAGCAGCAGCAGACGGACACGUGGAACCCAGGCUGGAAACAUACGACAUAUGACACAUGGCGCUCUAGCGCCGGGAAAUGGGAGCCCAAUUUUGAUCAACGCAACUCCGACGGGGGCGAUUCCAAGCCGACGCAGGCAUCGCGGCGCAUAUGCGCAAAGUGGGGGUCGCAUGAGAUCUUCGAGAGCGAUCGGCAGCCCAUCCUGAAGGUGCUCGAACCGUUCAAAGUCGGGAGCGUCGAUCUGGCGGUCGACCCAGAGGCGGUAAUAUUGGCCAGGACUCCGGAACAUGAGCUGAUUGCGACCACGGCCAAGUUCACGCACCGAAACACGGGGGCCGACCCCGCGCGCGACGGGGAAGUCGAUCAAGGCCCCGACUAUCCCCGCAACGACGCCGCCAUGGCGUGGCUAAGUACAAAGGCGGGAGCGGCGUUCUGUGGCGGCAUCCGCCCGGGGCCCCGCGAAUGCUCGGUGGCGCAGCGCGCCUGGAGGCAGUGGGAGAACCCAGGCCCUGGCGAGGGUCCCCCCGGGGACGAGAUUUACGUGGAGACGAAGGGGGUGAUUGACGUGCUCCUCAUCAAGGAUCAUGAGAAGCUCGGCCCAGCGGGACAGGUCGUGACAGUCAAGCGAGGACGAUUCCGGAAUUGGUUGUUGCCGCGUGGCUACGCUGUCCGCCGAGACCCCGAGUUGGAGAACCAGUAUGUUGCCAAGAUCGAGGAGAACAAGGAGGUUCAGCGACAGGAAAACGCAAAGACGUUGGAGACGAAGAAGCAACUCGAGGGGCUCGGGAAGCUCACCAUCCCAAAGAGGAUCAAAGAGGGUACGGAUGGCGAGAUAUACGGUUCCCUCACGCCAACAAACGUCGGCGAGUUGCUGACCCAGAUGAGCGGCAUCCCGGUCAGGAUCAGCAGCAUCGAGGUUCCAAAGAUUGAAGCCAUUGGGACGUACACCGUGACCGUUCAGCUUUCGGCGCAGACCAAGGCCCUCAUAACGGUCGACAUCGUGCCGGAAGGACGUGGGGGCAACAGCGUACCACCCCCCUUCGGUUCGUGA
Molecule: messenger RNA, 2142 nt
Organism: Prorocentrum cordatum
Lineage: Eukaryota; Dinophyceae; Prorocentrales; Prorocentraceae
Source: the annotation of a GenBank genome assembly